GAUCUGGCAAUACCACCUCUGUCAAGAAAUCAAAACAAAUGCACGUGCGUUGUUUUUAAAAAGAAUUUUAGGAAAACAAUGGACGAGCACGAUAUAUUCAAGCUGAUCACAGCCGGCGUACGCUUCACAAAAAGGCCCAAGACAACUCCAUCGAAGACCCAGCCGCAGCCGGUCUCCAAAGAUUCCCAGCAAGCGGAAAAGGUGAAAAAGGAAGUCAAGCGCAAGCAGGAUGAUGACACCACAGAGUUCCGCUUGCUGUCGGAUGACACCAGCCAAAGUAAACCCAAGAAACGCAAGGAAGCCAAGAAACUCUCCGCCGAGGAACUAAAGCACCAAAGGGCCACCGAACAGGUGAAUGAGACCAGAAAGCAGCACAACAUCAGUGUAUUGGGCAAAAACGUGCCCGCACCGGUGACCAGCUUUGAGGCUCUGCUUAAGGAUCACAAGAUGCUUCCCCGACUGCAGCAGAACCUGCUGGGACGCGAAUUUGCACAGCCAACACCCAUCCAGAUGCAGGCACUGCCCGUGCUCCUGCAGCGCCGGGCACUGAUGGCUUGCGCCCCAACCGGAUCCGGCAAAACGUUAGCAUUCCUCACGCCCAUCAUCGACGGCCUGAGGGCUCACAAAACCACCGGCUUAAGGGCUUUAGUGCUGGCCCCCACCCGUGAGUUGGCCCAGCAAAUCUAUCGAGAAUGUGCGGAAUUAACCCGGGAAACGGGCUUGCGAACCCACUUCAUAAGCAAGGUGAGCGAGGCAAAGCAGAAACAAGGCGCCGAGUGCAAGCAACGCUAUGAUAUCCUGGUUUCCACACCAAACCGAGUGAGAUUCCUGCUGCAACAGCAGCCGCCCCUCCUUGACUUGUCGCACGUCGAAUGGUUUGUAUUAGACGAAGCCGAUCGCUUGAUGGAGGAGGGAAAAAACAACUUCAAGGAGCAGCUGGACGAUAUCUAUGCAGCCUGCUCCCAUCCGACCAAGUGCGUGGCCUUCUUCAGCGCCACCUACACAGUGCCUGUGGCCAAAUGGGCGCUGCGUCACCUCAAGAACCUUGUGCGUGUCACCAUUGGAGUGCAAAACAGUGCCACGGAUACCGUCCAGCAGGAGCUGUUGUUCGUGGGAUCUGAGAGCGGAAAGUUAGUGGCCAUGCGGGAUCUGGUGCGCCAGGGUCUAGAGCCGCCGGUCCUUGUUUUCGUACAAAGCAAGGAGAGAGCCAAGCAACUCUUUGAGGAGCUGCUCUACGAUGGCAUCAACGUGGACGUGAUCCAUGCCGAACGCAGCCAGCAUCAGCGGGAUAACUGCGUGAGGGCUUUCCGCGAGGGCAGCAUUUGGGUGCUCAUCUGCACAGAGCUAAUGGGCCGCGGUAUUGACUUCAAGGGGGUCAAUCUGGUAAUCAACUACGACUUUCCGCCCACCACCAUCUCGUACAUCCAUCGGAUUGGGCGAACCGGUCGUGCUGGAAGGCCAGGACGAGCAAUAACAUUCUUUACUCAAGACGACACGGCCAAUUUGAGAAGCGUUGCUCAGAUUAUUAAAAACUCCGGCGGCUCUGUUCCGGAAUACAUGUUGCAAAUGAAAAAGGUUCGCAAAUCGGAGGCCAAGAUGCGAGCCAAGAAACCCUUGGAUCGGGAGGAUAUAACCACCAAAAUACGCCCUGAGGUGAAGAACAAAGAGGAUCCUAAGUCAACCAAACUGAAAAAAGUCGAAAAAGUAGAACAUAUUUUGAAAAAACGGCCGGUGGAAAAAAAUGGAACGAAUUCGAAACUUAAAAAGCUAAAAGAAAUUAAAAAGAACCUCAAAGAGCCCAAGGGCAAAAAGGGGAACUUUUCAAAAACAAAAAAGGCAAAGAAAUAAAAGAACUUUAAUUAUAAAUGUAUUAAAACUAUGAAUUAAUAUCUGUCAAUAUGCAAAAUAAUUUGUAAUAUUUUGAUAAUAUGCAUCUAGUUAAUAUAAACUUAAAAUUACAAAUUAA
This is a messenger RNA of Drosophila kikkawai, 1966 nucleotides long. RefSeq names its product DExD-box helicase 52 (gene ais). Gene Ontology annotation, molecular function: ATP binding; nucleic acid binding; RNA helicase activity. Lineage: Eukaryota; Metazoa; Arthropoda; Insecta; Diptera; Drosophilidae. The record is from RefSeq and is a predicted model, not a curated record. Gene Ontology annotation, biological process: maturation of SSU-rRNA.